This is a messenger RNA of Symbiodinium sp. CCMP2456, 1947 nucleotides long. Lineage: Eukaryota; Dinophyceae; Suessiales; Symbiodiniaceae. The record is from the annotation of a GenBank genome assembly.
AUGGCAACGCAGGAGAGAAGGCCAGGCUGGAUCCCCUUCCGAGCCAGGGGUGCUUUCUUUACACUCGCUUACGAACAGGAUGGCGAAGCCGAGGGCCUCUGCACGGGCCAGUCGGAUCGAACUGCCCUCAGAGGAUCGAAAGUCCCUGAGCUGCUUGCCGCUGGGGCCGCAGUCGGUCUUCGUGCGCCAGAACGGCACUAUGGCUAUGCAGUCGUGCUGAAAAAGGUCCGGAUCACUCCGUUUUCCCGAAGUGCGCAGGGUGGCACGAUCCAGCUCUGCAGCGGGAUGUCGCCAGGGCUGCAGGCAGAGGAUUUUUUCGAUGUUCCCGACGUUGUGGAGAAUGUGGUAGUCGCCAGAAGAGACAUACAACGCGUGCUUCUGCAAUGGAAAGCUCCGCGAGACAACAACCGAUGUAUCAUGCGCUACGCGGUCAGCGCCUGGCCAUGGCAGCUGGGCGUAAAAGGAACUGCGGACAUGGACAGCGCGUGCCGGAUCGAGUUAACUGCCGAGGAGGCAGCCUGUGGAGGGAGUGGUGGCGAGGAUGCUAAUUGCGCAUACCUCCUUCAGUCCCUUCCUGGUAUGCCAGCUGCCGAAGAUCGGCCGCUGUUGGAUUUCCAGCGCCUGCCAAGGGCAUGCUGGGUAUCCGUGCGAGCUGCCAAUGAGGAAGGAUGGGCUGAAUGGUCACAGCCGAGCCUGGCAUUUUUCCAGGACCAGGUAUUUGGAGAAGGUGGUGACUCUGUUGAAGAGGCGAAGCAAGGGGCCCGGCUGCUGUCCUGGGGCGCCAGCGAGGAUGGACGCCUUGGCAGAGGCCUUGAAGCAAUCAGCCGGGGUGUCUGUGCUGAGCCGGACGUCGUGCCUGGCUUCGAUUCCUGCCGCCUGACCAGCUUGGCAUCAGGAGCUCACUCAGCUGCUGUGAGCUGCUCGGAUCGUCUGUACGUCUGGGGCACCUUCCUGGCAGAAGAAAGCGCGGAGGAGUGUUCUGCUGCUGGAGAGGAGGAGGUUGAAUUGCUUGCCGAGCCAAUGGUGCAACCAACCCCUUUUGCCGUUCAUGAUGUCCGAUGCGGACGUUUUGUGACGACAGUUCUUACAGCAGAAGGCUCCCUGUAUGCUUGGGGUGCGAACGAAGGACAUGGAUGUGGUGUGCCGACGGAUGCUCCUGUUGUCAAGGCCUUGACGCCGCUGAAGGUGCCGGGCAAAGUUCCCGUGGUCCAGGUUGCGCUCGGUGAGUUCCACGGACUUGCGCUGACCGCGGAAGGACGCCUGUUGGGUUGGGGCGAAGCGCAGGGGCCCGAAGUUGGAAUGGCAAGUAUGGCAUUGGAAGACCCAAAGAUCCGCCGUCAUUUGCCAGGCAGCAUAAGCUUCAAGCAGCCGCAGCCUCGGCUGCUCGACAUGCCGCCGGUGAAAGCCAUUGCAGCAGGCAGUUACCAUAGUGCAGCCAUCACAGAAGAUGGGAUGCUGUGGACAUGGGGAAGCAACAGCUACGGCCAGCUUGGUCUUGGUUGCUCACAAAAGGAACUGCCUGAGGCGAACUCGCCGCGACCUGUGCAUUUCUUUGGUCACGAAGGCCGCGCAUCCAAGGCCGCGAAAGUGUCACUGGGAGGAAUUCAUUCCGCCGUUGUCGACGAAGAGGGCGCCCUCUUCACCUUCGGCGAUAAUCGGAGAGGUCAAUGCGGGCAAGGUUCAUUAACCCUGCUUGACCAACCCACCGCGCUCCCCUUGCCGGGCCGCUGUGCCGGAGUUGGCUGCGGAGGUUUCUUUACGUUCUUCGAAGUGGAGUCUCAGAGUGGACCCUCGCUGAUGGUCAGCGGCUGGGGCAAGGAGGGUUGUCUUGGCUUUGGCAUGCCCUGCAAACGGCUGUUGCAGCCCCGGGAACUGAAGCCACCACCAGGCACCCGUUGGCUUUGCGUGCGUGCUGGCGUCGCUCACGUGACCGCGCUGGUGCGUUGA